AUGGGUAACUGGUUUUCCAAUCCUAGGUCCAUCAUUCCUGGCAAAUGGGAGAUUUCAAGGCAGAGCAUAAAUAGCCCUCUGGAAGGUGAACGUCAUGGAUAUAGUGCUUUCUCUGGACGGUUGAACACUCCGGAACGAUCAGAUUCAAAAGAAAUAUUCGGAACUUUUAGGAGAUUGUUGCAUUAUCUGAGGGCAACUCGUCGCCAUGAAUACGGCCGAAUUUGUGAGGAGUAUAGCGACGGUCCUAUGCACACUGUGGUUAAUGGAACAGGUCGCUCUUUCUACGGCUCGACGGCAUCAUCAACGAAGCACAACGAGUGUAAAGGACACGAAAAAAGACGCGCCUCCGCCAGAAGACAAAUACUACAAUGACAGUGUCGCCUUCACUCUGGUCGACUUUCUGAGGAUCAAAGAUGAAAGGAAGUACGAUAUGAGGAUACGACCUGGA
Messenger RNA from Lingula anatina, 448 nucleotides. RefSeq names its product glycine receptor subunit alpha-2. The record is from RefSeq and is a predicted model, not a curated record. Gene Ontology annotation, cellular component: membrane. Gene Ontology annotation, molecular function: extracellular ligand-gated monoatomic ion channel activity; transmembrane signaling receptor activity. NCBI's taxonomy places the organism in Eukaryota, Metazoa, Brachiopoda, Lingulata, Lingulida, Lingulidae. Gene Ontology annotation, biological process: monoatomic ion transmembrane transport.